CACACAAACACACACUCAUUUAUCGCUCCUUGGUCAGACCUGUGAGAUCCAGCGGGAAGAAGAGACGUCGACUCAAAACUCAAACAUGUUGGGGAGGAGAUCAGUGUUUGUGGCUCUGCUCGCUGUGGCUGUUGGAGUUUACCUGCUGCCUUCACCCAUAGACCCCAAACCACAUGUACUGAAGGGGCCCCCUCCGGCCCUCGAGGGGCCGCUGGCCGUCAACACCCGCCUGCAGAAGGGCCAGAGGCUGUUCACUGGUAAACUACACGGACCAGAAUCCUUCACUGCUGAUGAGAACGGUAACGUGUACACAGGAACAGUGGAUGGGAAGCUGUGGAGGAUCGGUCUCGAUGACAGCCUCACCCUCGUCACUCAGAUGGGACAGAAUCUGCCAGAAUGUGGCAGCAGCACAGACUAUGAACCUGUCUGUGGUCGUCCUCAUGGUGUUCGUGUGGAUCGUCACGGUCAACUGAUUGUCGCCGACUCUUAUUUUGGGCUGCACAGCGUCGACCCGACGACUGGAGAAAAGACUCUGCUGGUGGCUAAUUCACAGGGUGCUGAUGACGUUCCCUUCGCCUUUCUAAACGGCCUCGAGAUUUCCUCCCAAACUGGGAUCAUCUAUUUCACAGACUCUUCCAGUCGCUGGGGACGAAGACACGUCAAACUGGAGGUGAUCGAGAUGAACAGCCUUGGCCGUCUCCUCUCCUACGAUCCUCAGACAGAAAGUGUGACGGUCCUGUUGGACUCUCUCUACAUGCCUAAUGGCAUCGUCCUGUCACCUGACGAACACUUCCUGCUGCUGGCCGAAACCAGCAUCGGACGCAUCCUGAGAUAUUGGCUGAAGGGCCCGAAGGCUGGUACCAAGGAGAUCCUCAUGGACAACAUGAUUGGUUACCCUGACAACAUCCGCCUUAGCGACCAUGGAACAUUCCUGGUUGGCGUAACAACGCCACGGUUCCGGAAGCUCACGCCUCCCUUCCUGGAUAUGAUCGCCCCGUACCCGGCUGUCAAACGCUUCCUGGCCAAGGUGAUUCCUCUGAGCUUGUACAACCUCCUGCUGCCGCGCUACGCUCUGGUCCUGGAGCUGGGAUUGGACGGUGAGCUCGUGGGAACGCUUCACGACCCCGAGGGCCGCCUGACGUGGGCCAUCAGCGACGUCUUCCAGCACCGAGGGAGGACGUACCUGGGCAGCACCGACCUGCCCUUCCUGCCCGUCCUGGAGGGGUGGGACAGCUGAUCUUUUUUUGUUUUUCUUUCUUCGGACAGUUUAAGGGUCCGUACAUGACGAGCAGCUACAAGGAAAUUUGUGACGUGUCUGGAUUUUACAUUUUUAAGGUUUCUAGUCGAUAUUCACAUCUGGAGCGACACGUGGAUGCUCUAUCAAUCAGACCUGGAUAUUGUGGCUUCAGGUCGGUCUCUGUGGGUCGCCUUGUCACCCAGGAAUGAUCUGAGAGGUGAACUGAGCAUCUAAAGACAUUUUUAGAAAAGUCAAAUGUCUACGGACUGCGAGUGAUGAAAUGUCACAUUGUAAAUGAAGUGAAUGUAACUUUUUAGCUCGGAAAACAUGAAGCGUGUCAAAAUACUGUACAUGAUGUUGUUCAAUUGUAGAAAUGAUGUUUGUUGAAAGAGCGUGAAGUAAUCCAACUGACUGUGAAAUAGUAGAUGGACACUGUGGCCUUUAAUUGACACGAUAGUUUGUUUUGUUUGUAAGACACAUUGAUGUUUAAAUGGACUCAGAUUAGUGAUUUUCUCUUGGUCGUACGAGAUGCAGCCUGGACUGAGGAAUUUUAAAUUCACCCUGGAGAUUUGAUUUUUAGACCUUGUCAACACAAUGAGAAUAUAUACUGUUAACAUCACAUCAAAAAGUUAGAUUUUAAAAUAAACAUUUUAUGUUAAAUUCA
Molecule: messenger RNA, 1901 nt
Organism: Seriola dumerili (greater amberjack)
Lineage: Eukaryota; Metazoa; Chordata; Actinopteri; Carangiformes; Carangidae
Product: adipocyte plasma membrane-associated protein-like
Exons: 9
Coding region: 86-1237 (383 amino acids)
Biological process (GO): biosynthetic process
Molecular function (GO): strictosidine synthase activity
Source: RefSeq, a predicted model, not a curated record